Sorghum bicolor (sorghum) is the source of this 1238-nucleotide messenger RNA. Its product is annotated as putative F-box/LRR-repeat/kelch-repeat protein At1g11620. The coding region runs from base 9 to 1238 and encodes 409 amino acids. The record is from RefSeq and is a predicted model, not a curated record. Gene Ontology annotation, molecular function: protein binding. The transcript has 3 exons. Lineage: Eukaryota; Viridiplantae; Streptophyta; Magnoliopsida; Poales; Poaceae.
GGAAGGCCAUGCGCACCGUUGCUUGCAUCCCUGACGAUGUCAUCUUCAACAUCCUGUCGCAGCUCCCCACCAAAUCUGUGAUCCGAUGCAAGUCCGUAUGCAAGGCCUGGCUUACCAUCAUCUCCAGCGAGCACUUCAUCCGUGCUCACCUGGAUUUCUCCAGGGUGCGAUCGACAACCCUUGUGGUCUCCCGCAGGUACAUGGGAUGGCAACAUGAAGGGAUGGAUUCCACUUGCAUGGGUUUCUACAGGUACAUUGGUGGCAGUAAAGUAGAGAUUGUUCACAGCCAAGACAUUCCAAAGGGUAUUGGUUUAUGGGCUACCCCAUCGCAUUGUGAUGGUCUCAUUCUCGUUUCCACGGAAAAACAAGUGACAGUCGUCUGCAAUCCAGCAACAAGGGAAUUUGUUAAACUUCCGAAGGGCAGUGAUAGCAUAUCUAGCAUUCAUAAGAGCCGGGCUGGAUUUGGUUUUGAUCCCUGCAGUAAUAAGUACAAAGCAGCAAGAUUCUUUUAUGAAACGGGGAAUGAGAAAUCUGAAACUGUCUGCAGGUUUGAGGUACACACACUAGGCACAAGUACAUGGAGGCGAACUGCCGAUCCUCCAUACCCUAUAUUUUGGACGCCUCCAGCUCAUGUCCAAGGUUAUCUUUACUGGAGGAUAGACCUGCCACCUUCAAAACAUCCCAAAGCAUUUGUCAAGUUCAGUUUAUCUGAAGAGAUGUUCAGUUUAACUCCAUAUCCUCCAUCCAAAGAGGCGAAAAAGCCCGUCUAUUUUAUAGAGUUGGAGGGUAAAUUAUGUUGUGCUUGCUUCACUAAGCGAUUUGAAGCGGUGGAGAUUUGGACUUGGACCCUCGAUAAUGACAAGUCACCAAAAUGGACGCAGUACUGCACGGCUGAUACUAAUUUGGAAGCAGAAAAUCCGCAAAGUAUUGGUAGCAGUGGAAGGUCGCAGAAGUUAACUUCCCUGUUGGAAGAUAGUUUCAUUGAUGAAAGCAGUCAUGUAAAGCACAGCGGCACCGGGGCCUCUGGUUUCUGCACAAAGCCAUACCCAUCGGACAUCGGCAUCAUGGCCUCUCCUCUGGUUGCUGCACCGUCAUACGCUUUUACUGUGCGGCGCCGGAUCUUGAUCCAGGGGUGGCCAGUACCGCCGUACGCGCGCCCUGCCGUCGCUCCGUGCGCGUGCGCUGUGGCGGCUGCAGUGCUAGGAGAGAUGCUGGGAGUAGCUCGGUGCUGGCGUUGA